Protopolystoma xenopodis is the source of this 771-nucleotide messenger RNA. NCBI's taxonomy places the organism in Eukaryota, Metazoa, Platyhelminthes, Monogenea, Polystomatidea, Polystomatidae. The record is from the annotation of a GenBank genome assembly.
AUGGUCACCCGUUUGCUAUAUGUACCACGACUCUGGACUGGGGAACUUGUACCUACAGGAGUUGUCACUUCCUUUGCAAACAAUGGCAACGGUGAUCGAGAGCGCUUCUUCGAGACUCGGCGACACCACCCUGCGACCGCCGGACCUUCGUAUGGACCCGCUGGUGUUGCAAUGUUGACACAUCAGAUGUCACUUUCCGGUGGUAUUGGACCAUCAUUGGUUCGAGGCGGCGGACCUUCCGUCGGAAGCUCUAGCAUUGGAGAGCCGAGUGGUAUUUCUGGACCUGGGACAGGCGGGAUAUUUUCUUCUGCCUCCAGCAUUGAUGCUCGUUAUGUAGAAGAAUUGGAGAAUGACUUUUUCGAACUAGAGGAUCGUUAUGACAACCUCCAGCAUGAACGCGAACGACUUGCUUCCGAGAUCGAGGGGAAGACACGCAGCAUAGAAGAGCUUCAGGGAACACUAGAGCAAUACCGAGAAAAGCUGUCUAGCCUCGAGCGAAGAUGCAACCAUCUGGAGGACGAGAUUAAAGGAUAUAGAAUCCUUUAUAAAUUGAAGCUGGCAUGCUCUUCAUUUCGUGUCGGGGGGGGAGGAUUGAUAAAUUGGUUCUGUCAGGUACCAGGGGCGGAUUGUCUUGGACCUGUUACUGUUAGAUUGUGCGAAGGAGCAUUUGGCUCACCGUCCUGUACCGCAAAUCCAUCCAUACUCAACUUUCACCCAUCAUGUGACGGACAUCGUCAGGGCCGGAAACUAGCAGCUACGAAUAUCGACUGA